Molecule: messenger RNA, 969 nt
Organism: Boeremia exigua
Lineage: Eukaryota; Fungi; Ascomycota; Dothideomycetes; Pleosporales; Didymellaceae
Product: kinase-like domain-containing protein
Exons: 6
Coding region: 1-969 (322 amino acids)
Biological process (GO): protein phosphorylation
Molecular function (GO): protein kinase activity; ATP binding
Source: RefSeq, a predicted model, not a curated record
AUGUGUCUUGAUGCCUUUGUUGAGGGAGCGGCGACUAGCGACAAUAAAGCUUAUCAAAAAUCUCCUGUUCUACGCAUAGGCAUCAGGAUGGCAUCCACCAUCGUAGGCCAAUCUGGUCGGGUAUACAUCCAGCGCGAGGUGCUCCAGGAGCGCAAAGAUCCUAGAUUGAACAUCUUCAAAGCCGAAUCUCAGGACCAGUCUUUUGUCUUCAAGCGCGUGUCCAAACCAUUCUUCGACCUGUCCUUACGCCUUGCAGCCGAAUUUCCUAACUCUCGUCGGCUCCGCAUGCAUGUUGAUCUCAACGAGGACGAAAAUGUCUUGAUCUAUCCGUACUACCAACACACUCUGCUUGCACUGCUCCAGGAGGAUUCAAACGUCUCUGAUGCAGCACGCAAGAAGAUCCUGCUGCGGACAGGAGAAGCCAUUCAAGACUUCACAGCAAGGAUUGGAUUCAUAUUGCCCGAUAACAUACUAGUCAACUGGACGCGCGACGAAGAGGGCACUAAGAUAUGUGAAACAGGGGCUCUGAUUUGGAGUACGCAUGCAGUAGGAAACGCCAUGUGGCGCAGCCCAGAAGGACAGACCGGUAGAGGUAUGUGCAAGGCAUCGGAUAUUUACUCGUUUGGACUGGUCGUAAUCUUACUGCUUAACGACUACUCGUAUCUCGUCGAGCAUGGUAUCCCACCUGAGCAAGCAGUUCUCACGCGCCACUUCGCGUACUUUGGAUCAGCGAAUGAGGGCCUUCUAAAACACGUUGAUAGCGACACAUGGUCAGAGGCACUCAAAUCGGCAUCGCAAGUGGCGGAAGAGACGUUGCAAGAGCAGCCAGUAAUGAGCUUCGAUGUGUGGGGACACGAACUGGGAACUGAAGCCCAGAAGAUGAUAGCUGGAAUGACGAGAAUUGACCCAAGAGCUAGAUUAACGAUAGACCAGGUAAUGGCGCAUGCGUGGUGGCAGGAGGUCGUUUGA